AAGACGAAGAAGAAGGGAAGGAAGGAAGGAAGGAAGGAAGGAAGAGAAGUGAGGAAGACGAAAAAGAAGAGGAGGAGGUGGAGGUGUGAAGGAAAAGAUACAAAGAAUUAGCACAGAAGAAGGAGAGAGAGAGAGAGAGAGAGAGAGAGAGAGAGAGAGAGAGAGAGAGAGAGAGAGAGAGAGAGAGAGAGAGAGAGAGAGAGAGAGAGAGAGAGAGAGAGAGAGAGAGAGAGAGAGAGAGAGAGAGAGAGAGAGAGAGAGAGAGAGAUAGAGAGAGAGAGAGAGAGAGAGAGAGAGAGAGAGAGAGAGAGAGAGAGAGAGAGAGAGUAAAAAGGAAACGAAGGAAAAGAGGAAGAGAGGGAAAAAAGGAAUAGAGAAAUAGAUUAAAAAAAGAAAAGAAAAAGAGAAGCAAAGAAGCACUCAAAUUGAAGAAAACGCUAAGGGUGGUUGCAUCUGCAUGGCUAAGUCCCUGCUUGGUGGAGGCGGCGGAGGAGGAGGAGAAGGAGGAGAAGAUGUAGGAGUAGGAGGCGAAGGAGGAGGCGGAACAGAAGCACCAGGGGAUUUUUCAGCAAUGGAGGCGAGCAACAGUAACCACCACCCUCACAACCACACCACCACAACCACCUCCUCCUGCACCAAAAAUAAAGGAUGCUUCGUCGGGAGGGGCCUUGGAGUCCUUCUUGCAGUGGCCUUCGCGUGCGGGUUGGUGGCUACCGGGCUCCUGGUCUACUACUGCGCCCCCCACGACAGACAGACGGAAAGUGAUGUUUUGUUACCCAGAGUUCAGCCCAACGUGCGGAAGACGCCUCAGGGCCGCAGACGCAUCAACUGCACCACCAGAAAACUAGGCAGUGUUAAGGGCCCCGCCACCACCAGCCCCUUCCCUUUCUCCUCCUCCCCUUCUUUCAUUCCUCCCACCACCUUCAGCGUCCCCAACACCGUGACGCCCCAAGAGGAGGAGCUGGACGUGCGCCUCCCGCGAUCCCUGCGUCCGCUACACUACCUGGUGAAGCUGCAGCCGCUCAUCAACGGCAACCUGAGCAUCCUGGGCUACGUGGAGGUGGAGAUGGAGGUGCUGGAGGCCACGACCAACAUCACCCUCCACAUCGCCGACAUCAUCACCCACAACGACACCAUCAGGGUGACGACCCCCGAGGACCUGGACGGGCCGAGCCUCAAGAUCCGGAAGCACGAGUACGACCACGAUAAGCAGUUCUACCUGGCCCACCUGGAGGAGCCGCUGCUGGAGGGCCAGAAGUACAUCCUCUCCAUGGCCUUCGAGGGUCACCUCAACGACCAGCUGCACGGCUUCUACAGGUCCACCUACAGAGACGCUGACGGCACGGAGAAGGCGAUGGGCGUGACGCAGUUCCAGGCGACGGACGCGCGGCGGGCCUUCCCGUGCUUCGACGAGCCGGCGCUCAAGGCGACUUUCGAGGUGUACUUGGGGCGGCAGCUGAACAUGACCACCAUCUCCAACAUGCCCAUCAUCGAGACCAUUCCCAUGUUAGUGCAGAUGAUAAUGGUUUGGAAAUCAUGGCGCGAGUGUGUUAUGCGUUUAAAUAGCUUUGUCCUGUCACCCACAAAAUUCACUUUCAUCGGCAGGGCCAAUCAGAAGGGCUGGGUGUGGGACCACUAUGACACCACCGUGCCCAUGUCCACCUACCUCGUGGCCUUCGUCGUGUCGGACUUCGCCAACCUCUCCACAACACCCAACAACAAGACCCUCUUCAGGGUGUGGGCGCGGGAGUCGGCCAUCCAGCAGGCAGAGUUUGCCCGGCAGGUCGGGCCGCCCAUCCUCCUGUACUUCGAGGAGUACUUCAACCAGUCGUACCCGCUGCCCAAGCAGGACAUGAUUGCCAUUCCAGACUUUUCCGCCGGCGCCAUGGAGAACUGGGGCCUCAUAACGUACAGAGAGACAGCCAUGCUGUACGACGCGCGGGUGUCGGCGGCCUCCAACAAGCAGUACGUGGCGGCGGUGGUGGCGCACGAGUUGGCGCACCAGUGGUUUGGCAACCUGGUGACGCCCAGUUGGUGGACGGACCUGUGGCUCAACGAGGGAUUCGCCUCCUACGUGGAGUACAUCGGCGUGAAUCACGUGGAGCCGUCGUGGCAGGUGAUGGAGCAGUUCGUGCUUAACGAACUGCACAUCGUGUUUGGGCUGGACAGUCUAGAGUCCUCGCACCCCAUCAGCAUCCCCGUGGGCCACCCGGACGAGAUCAGUCAGAUCUUUGACAGGAUAUCAUACGCCAAAGGAGCUUCCAUCAUCCGAAUGAUGAACCAUUUCCUGACGGAGGUGGCCUUCAGGCGUGGCCUCAGCACCUAUUUAGAAGCUUUCAAGUACGACAACGCGGAGCAGGACGACCUGUGGCGGCACCUGACGGAGGCGGCGCACGCGGUGGGCACGCUGCCGCCGGAGCUGAGCGUCAAGGCCAUCAUGGACACGUGGACGCUGCAGAUGGGCUACCCCGUCAUCAGGGUGGAGCGGAGCCCCGACGGCACCUCGGCCAGCGUCUCCCAGGAGCGGUUCCUGCUGGUGAAGGACGACAGCGCCGAGGACACGCACGACUACAAGUGGUGGGUGCCGCUGACCUACACGGGCCAGCAGCGGCCGGACUUCAGCCAGACGGAGCCCCAGGUGUGGAUGAAGGACUCGGAGGCGCAGGUCACCGUCAAAGGCCUGCCCCCCAAGGACCAGUGGGUCAUCUUCAACCUGCAGCAGACCAGCUACUACAGGGUCAACUACGACCAGCACAACUGGAACCUGCUCAUCCAGCAGCUGCUCAACGACCACAGCGCCAUCCACACGGUCAACAGGGCGCAGAUCAUUGAUGACGUCAUGAACCUCGCCAAGGCCGGUCAGAUGACUUACGGCACGGCCCUUGGAGUGUACAAUUAUUUAGGCGCCGAGACCGAGCUGGUGCCUUGGGCGGCGGCCAUCGACAACCUGGCAUACCUGAAGGAGAUGUUUGCACGCACGGGCGGCUACGGCGCGCUCAAGAAGUACCUGCUGGACAUCGUGGUGCCGCUGUACGACCUGGUGGGCUUCCACGACCAUGAGAGUGACCCGCUGCUGGACCAGUACAAGCGGCAGAAGGCGCUGUCGUGGGCCUGCGAGCUGGAGCACAUGGACUGUCUUGCCAACGCCGCCGCCAGCUACGCCGCCUGGAUGGCCGACCCGGAUAACAGCAGCAUCAUCUCCCCAAACCUCAAGUCGACGGUGUACUGCCACGCCAUCGCCGCCGGGGACGAGGAGGAAUGGAACUUCGCGUGGGAGCAGUACCUCACCGCCAACGUGGGCUCCGAGAAGAACCGCCUCCUCUCCGCCAUGGGCUGCACCAAGCACACCUGGAUUCUCUCAAGGUAUCUGGAGAUGGCGUUCAGCUCCGAGAGUGGCAUCAGGAAGCAGGACGCCUUCCGGGUGUUCGGGAGGGUGGCCAGCAACGAGGUGGGGCGCCCGCUGGCCUGGGCUUUCCUGCAGGACCGCUGGCACGACAUCUACGAGUUCUACGGCAAGGCCAAGUCUCGCCUCAUUAAGUCGGCCACCAGGAGUUUCAACACCCAUCUGCAGCUGAAGGAGCUUCGGGCCUUUCACCGCGAGCACCUGGACGACCUAGACUCCGCCUCUCGCGCCGUGCAACAGGUCAUCGAGCGCACCAAGGUCAACAUAGCCUGGAUGCGGACCAACUAUGAGGUCAUCGUGGAGUGGCUGGACCAGAGCGGCUACUCCACCAAGCUCAGGAACGCCUAAUCUUUGUACCUCUUUUUCUCCCUUUCUCGCUAAUCCGUAUCCCCUCCUCUCCUCUUCUUAGUAACGCCUAUUCUCUUUCUCUCUCUCUUUCUUACUCUUCCUUAUCCAUUCCUCUCCUCAUCAUAGUAACGCCUAUUUUCAUUCACUCCCUUACUCACUACUCCUUAUGCACUCCUCUUCUUAGUAAGGCCUAUGCUCAUAUUCUCUUUCUCUCUCUUUCUUUUUACUCCUAGCUCACUCCUGCCUUCCUAUUUUUAACGUGUACGCAUCUCUCUCUCUCUUUUUUUUUCUUUUCAUGCUAUUUCUCCCAUUAUCCUCCCCUUAUACUCCCCUCCCUUUAGUCUCUUUUUUCUCUCGUUUUCCAAUACUUUCCCUCUCUUUCGAACGUCUAGUCUCUGUCUCUCCCUUUUUUUAUCUUUCUCUCUAUUCCUUAUUCACUCCUCUCCUCUUAUCUCUCGUACCCAUUCCAUGAUUCCUAUUCCAUGAGGUUCUUUCCAUCACUACUACUACUACUACUACUACUACUACUACUACUUCCUUAUCCAUUUAUCAUCUUAUUAUUCUUCCUCCCUUCCAUUUAGUUCUCUUCAUUCUAUUCUAUUCCCCUCCAUCCCCUUCUUUCUUCCCCAUUAUUCCUCUUCCUUUCAUCUACUUCUUAUGAUUUUCCUUUCCUUUCCAUCAUCCAGUCCUGUUCUACUUCUUCCAUCCACUCUCUGUAUCAUGUCCUUGCCACUCCACCACCACUAUCACGACCUCAUCCACCCAGUUAUCCUUAAUUUCCUUCCUUUUAUUUCAUCCAGUUCUCUCAUUACCUCUUUCGCAUCCUAUAACCUUCGUCCUAUCCACUUCUGUCAGUCUUCUAUCUCCUUCCCCUUCCUAGAUCCAUCCCAUACCUCUCCUUUCCAUCCCAUAAUCCUCAUCCCAUUCACCACUGCCACAUCACCCUAAAUCCACUACUCUGACUUCUACGUACUACUGUUCACCACACCACUCAUCCUCCCUCAUCACACCCCUCACCACACCCCUCACCACACCUGCCUCUACUACCUCAAGCUGACUCCCAAAGUUUGCCCUCUUUCGACCCUCUACAAGUCCCUCUGACCCUCCCCUAAAUCCUCGUCUAGUCCUUCUCCUCUUCCUUCCCUUAGAACAGAGUCGUUUAGCGUAGACCUGAUCACCCAACCCUCAUUCUUAUAAGGUCUUCCUCUCCUUGUAUGGGUAGGCAAGCAUAUGGAAGCAUUAGUAUCUUUAUCGGAUCUCACUUAGCGUAUGUACAUCUAUAGGAACUUAUUUUUGGGUUAAGCUGGUGGAGUUUCGAGCGUCGGAAAGUUUCGGUCAAUAUUCCUCGUUUGAAUCCAUUCCAUGUAGUCGGUCGGUCGAGGCACGUUAAUUAAGGCGUCUCCUGGUUUUGGUCUGUUUGCCCUCGUUUCGUUCAGGGUCUGUGCAGGUCUUCCAGCCAGCUUAGAUCUUAGGCCCACAUAACCUCAUUCCCUAUUGCAGCGGUUCCCAAACCCAUGAGUACCUCUAAGGGACGCUGGAGGGUCUCGGAAAAAAGACAUAAUUAUAACUAUAUCAUACUAUAAUGGCCGAUUUUUUAAAUCGCAGUUAGGUCAAAUUUAGAUUUUUCAGUAAUAUAGUUGAAUUACUCCCGAAGGACAUCAUGAAGAUUUUCCUAAACACAUAUUAACAAAAGUAGCUUUGUAUUAAGGCACACAUACACAUACAAUACGGCACGUUAUACGAGUAGCAUUCACGUAUACUACCCGUCCGCCGAGCAGACAGCGAGGGGGCGGAGGAUAAUUUCAUAAAUAUCUGAAAGUAUAACCUAUAAAAAUAAUUGGAAAUAAAUACUAUAUGUUCCAGGUCAAGACUGUAUUUAGGGCCGUAACCAGAAGUGUGGGAACCACUGCCUUAAUAGUCUCCCAGUUAACUAUAGUGUGUUGAUUUGGAGAGUAUUAUAAAGAAAUGGUACUGUUGCAGAAUGUUUUACUCGGCUUAGGUAAUGGUAUAAUGUGAGACUAUUUUUGUCCCUCUCCGCCGAGACAUUCACGUUGUCAUACUGUAGUUUCCCUGAGUCAUUCGGCCAUAUUUCUAUCUCUCAAUGAGAUGUGAAUUACUUACAACUCAAGAGCAACGGUGGUUUGAAUCAGUGUUUUGCCAUAGUUACCUUCCUCACACCUCACUUCCAAUGACAUUUUUCUGGGCCUAUUUGUGCUGUGCUAUUCCCAAGAGAAAAUUAGUAUGAUGGAUGUAGUCAUAAACCCAUACUAGUGCUUCAUAGAAAACUCGUUGAGGACCGGGUCUGGCACACUGAUAUUGGAUCUGACCUCAAGGGAAAGUACUGAGUGGGGAGAGUUUGCAAUACGGGCGAGUGUGGUCACGUCACGCGGGCACGAAACCCAAGCUGGCUGGCAAACCUGUUCACACCGGCCUUGGCGAGGACGUCUCCUGGUUUGUUCCUCUUCGCUUCGUUCGUUCGUCGGCCUCCUGGUCUGUCUCUUCGUUUCGUUCGUUCCCCAUAGACACUGCCGAACCGUGUCAUGUACUCCUAUAAACCCUUCUAACGUCCUCUGUCAGAAUGCAAAUGUGUGUCAGUUAAUUAGGGGACUCUCUUGUCUGUACAACUGUAUAAGCCAUCAUAGGACCGGUAGAGUAGAAAAUGAACGAACGAUUAAGAGAAUGGUCGCUACCGAAUAUAAAAGGCAAAUAUCUUUAGUCGUUUUCGUAUUACUUCAUGUUAAGGUGCAGGGUUGAGUUUCCUGGCCGACUGUCCCUCUCGCCGCCUCCACGUGUGUCGUUGUGUGAGACAUCAGAGGGAGGCGGCGUGACUAACGGGCGUCCUUACAGGUGGGAAGGUGAGCUGUCGCCGCUGUAAUUGGAUAUUGAUUGUCCCCCACUUCCUCGUGUGUGUGUGUGUGUGUGUGUGUGUGUGUGUGUCAGAUAUCGACCCAUGUUUAACGAAGAGGUUCUCGAGACUAAUCGCUUUCUACUUUAAGGAAAAAAAAAUAUCACUAUUCACUCUAUGGUUCGAGACUGUCAUAAGGCAUUCAGUCUUGGCCGUUCGUUCUUUGGAAAGUGUACAGUCGAGAGUCUUAUAAGGUCGGUAUUAUAAGGCACUUCCGCUUCUCACAUCAGCUGUUCAUAAAGGUCAAAGAGGGGGUCAGUCGGGUUUUAAUGAGUGUUUCUUGAGGUUCACGGUACAGAGGAAGGGUCUCACUACCACCAGGGUCAUAAAACUACUACUGGAAAUGCCCACAACUCCUACGAAAGCCUUGUUAAAUAUGUGUUCUUGGGCAGCGAAGUGUCUUAUAAUAUAACCCAUAUAUUUACUGUUAGGUCUGCAGUCAUGAGUUUCAGUGCUAUACAAAAUACUGGUUGUCUCUGGACGCUUCUCAGUCAGUCAGUCUCCAUGGUCUACAAAAACCUCACGUGUCUCAGCUUGGCAAGAAGGUACUGAAUGUUGUGCAGGAAUUAUAUGAAGAGUCGGACGAACAAGUGACAGUAUUCCAAGCUCUCCCUUACUAAGAGAUGAGGGUAUCAGGACACCUCUCCUCCCGAAAUUGACCUCUCUUUCGGCCACCUCUUGAUUUAUUUAUUUUUAUUUUUUUUAUUUUUUUUAAGAGCAGCGAGUAGCGGGCUUUUUCUUAUUAUUGUUUCCUUUUUUUGUGUGCCCUUGAGCUGUCUCCUUUGUUGUAAAAAAAAAAAAAAAUUACCAGUUAUUACCAACUUAAAAACCAACGGCUGCUUCUAAACUUUUUGCCUUCGUUGAAUUCCACAUCUUCAAAUUGCGUUUUUCUAGGCCUAUUUGCGCCACACCAUUAUCAGUAAAAAAUGACACGUUCGAUGUAGCCAUUAAUCGGUUAGAGUGGUUUAUAGAAAGCUUGUAGUGGGUUUGGUCUGACUGACUGAUAGUGUGGGAACUGAUGGCAAGGGAGGAGGAAGGAAGAGCUUGUAAUAUGCGCAAAAUCACUUGAUGUAAAGAGACUGUCGUAGUAUUUUCCAGGGGUGAGGAGUCGGAGUCGGUGGAGUCGGCUACUUUUGGCUGGAGCCGGAGUCGAAGUCGGAGUCGGAAAUUUUUAAAUCCGACUCCACACCCCUGUUUUUUUCUGUGCCUACCUCGCCAGGCAGAGUAUGCAUGCCAGCUCGUACGCACCAUUCCAUUUUGUACGCAGACCAAGGGGGAAAAUACCAUGGGAAAUUUAGCUGAAGGAUGGAAUAUGAACAGGAUGAAAAAAUACGUUCUCUGGGCAAACUUUUUUUCAGUUUUCCAAUUAUGUAAAAAUCCAUUAAUCCGAAUUUCGAACUUGUCAAAAGAUCCUAAUUCGAAUUCUUGCAACCAGGAAAAUAUAAUCACCUCACAAAAUUUACAAACAAACAAACAAACAAACAAAAAAAGAAAUCUAAAGUUCAUGAAAUUAUACCAAAAGACCAAUGGAUUAAAAUUAACGGACUCAUAUUUUUCCCCCACACAAGUACUGUCUGGCACGGAGCGUACAAAUUGGCGUACAAAUAUGUCCCAUUAAAACCACUGUCACCAUUCGUCUGUUUAGGUUGUAUAAAGUCACUCGCCACGAUCUGUUUUUCUCUGCGACUUGCAUCAGUAUUGUAAUAAGGACGUGCCCGCAGGCUUGUGCAGGUCGGGGAGGCUGUCUACACUUUCGAAUUCAUUAUUUAUAAACUUUGAGUCUCUCGAUGUUUGAUUUUCCGAACUUACACGCUAAGCUCCUUCCCUGUUGGCUAUACACGCGGUAACUUUUUUUCUGUUAUUUUUUUACUUGAUUAUUUGAUUUAUUUCUUGAUCACUUUUUCUUUUGUGUUGUUUGCAGAUUUUUUUUUUCCCGCCGUUGUUUUUUGCUCACUUGAUUUAUUUUUUUUAUCAUUUUUUUCUUUCAUUUUCUUUGGGCUUUUUUUUCCCCCUGUUGUUGUUGUUGUUUUUAUCUAAUCUUUUUUUAUCAUCUUUUUUUGUGGGCUUUUCCCCCGUUGUUUAUGUUUCGGCCACCUCGACACGAACUAAUUUCAUAUAUAAACCUUAAGUGUCUUGAUGUUUAAUUUAUCCGAACUUACUUAUAAGCUGAAUCUCCUUACCAAAACAAAGUGGAAAUGAGGAUUCUGAACCUACUUCAUUUUAUCACUCGUUCAACUAUUCAUCUCAUUACCUCAUGGUGUCUUAAGUUAAUAAAAUCAGACACCAACCUCCUCAUAACGUCACCCUCGUAAAAUAAUCGCCUAAGUCAUUUUUCCUCGAUUUCCAGGUUUUUGUUUACAUCAAUUUUUCAACAUGUGACGCCCAUUUUCGUAUAGUUGCCUUCACCAUUCAGGGUUUGAGUGUUCUAGAAUUGGCCUUUUCAUUUCUGUCUAAAUCUUAAGCCAAAUGAGAUAAUGACAAUUCUUUUCUGAUUUCCUGUAAAGUAAAAAAUAAUGACUUUGGCGGUUUGUUUACGAAGGUGACGAUAUGUCGUAACAACACGUAAACAUACACAAGUCCGUAUUCAUAAAAGUAUCCAUCUGGGUCGUUGAACGUAACAGCUGCUUUACGGAUACUGACCCUGAUGUUCCAGCUUUAUGGUCAGUUCCACAGUCCAACACCGUGUCAUUCUAAGCGCCCAAACCAAACUAUAUUCUCCACAGUGAUCCGGUAUUUCUACUCAAUACCAGAUACUAAUAAAGAGCUUCCCUGUGUGGUUUCCUAAAAUUUCCUUCUCCUUUUUAUAUCAACGCCAAACACUAGGCCUACAAGGAGUUUUGAUCGUGUUUUGUGUUUGGUUCGGGAGCUUACGAACGUAGUGUAUUGGACUGUAAAACUGGCCCUUAGCAUCGCCGAGUCUUCUCUUCUUCCCCUUUCCUCCCUUUUCCCUCCAGACUGACUUAACUGGCUGGGGAAGUGAGAUAGUUAGUCUACAGAGAUCGUUUUACUUGAUACAUUUCUUUUCAACUUUUUAUUUUUAUUUUUUCCUGUUAUUUUCUUUACUUGAUUAUUUUGAUUUAUUUCUUGAUCACAUUUUCUCUUGUUUUCUUUGUAGACUUUUUCCCGUUGUUCAGUUUCUUAAUUUAUAUGUUUAUCACUUGUUUUUGCGUUUUUAUCCCCGUAGUUUUGUUUUACUUUCUGAAUUUCUUUAUUUCUAUUUUUUAUUAAUGUCCCUGUUGUUUAAUGUUUACCCUUGAGUACUUCUGAUGUAAAAACAAAACAGAACUCCGCAAUCGUUCAUAUAUUUACUUUUUAACAGAUGAAUUUGAAACACGAAAAUCAUACGCCAUAGUUUUUUUUCGAUUUCACUUUUUAUUUUUUAUUUAUGUACACAGUUUUCGACGUCAGGUACAUUAUUUUCGAAACUUACAUAAUAACAACGGUACACGGAAAGGAAUGAUUAAGAAGCUGGCUGUGCUAAUAGGAAACGUAAUUGAGACGAUAAAGAAAAAAGAAAAA
Eriocheir sinensis (Chinese mitten crab) is the source of this 10175-nucleotide messenger RNA. RefSeq names its product aminopeptidase N-like. The record is from RefSeq and is a predicted model, not a curated record. NCBI's taxonomy places the organism in Eukaryota, Metazoa, Arthropoda, Malacostraca, Decapoda, Varunidae. Gene Ontology annotation, biological process: proteolysis; peptide catabolic process. Gene Ontology annotation, molecular function: peptide binding; metalloaminopeptidase activity; zinc ion binding. Gene Ontology annotation, cellular component: cytoplasm. The coding region runs from base 458 to 3751 and encodes 1097 amino acids. The transcript has 16 exons.